This is a messenger RNA of Daldinia caldariorum, 2181 nucleotides long. RefSeq lists its product as uncharacterized. The record is from RefSeq and is a predicted model, not a curated record. Lineage: Eukaryota; Fungi; Ascomycota; Sordariomycetes; Xylariales; Hypoxylaceae. The transcript has 2 exons. The coding region runs from base 309 to 1742 and encodes 477 amino acids.
AUUGCAACUUUUUAAAUAGAUACUGCUCUGACCGAAUCUCGGGGAUCCCAAGGAUUUUUAACUUUACAACUCGUUUGACCUCAGGUGUCUUCUUUGUCUUGUGCAAACAGUCUCUCCUCAAAAAUAAACCACUGCAGCGCGCCUACGAGAAGCCAGAAAAAGCAACCAGCAUCGUCUUCGAAUUUCGAUACACGUUAGGUAUACUUUUUGGCGUUUUGCCAAACCUUGGGGUUCUGAGGUGCUUUCACUAGUAGACCUCUGGUUAUGGUCUUUGUCACGAACCCUUAUAAUCUUCCACAUCAUUCAACAUGACCAGCAUCGCAUGGGAGUGCCGUGAUCAGGCCGAUCAGGCCGAGAUCUACUACAAUCAUCCCCUUCGCAACAAGGUUCGUCGUCUUGAGGAUGAGAAUAUGACCUUGAAGCGUCUCCUCCGCGAGAAUGGCAUAUCGUGGCAAACUCGUCCCAAGUCAGUGAGCGCAAGAGCUUCUGCUGGGCGAAUUACCCGUGCUUCUACCAGGGCCGUUCGUCCACCCCUUCCGCACGUCCCGGUUGAGAUCCAGCUUAGAAUUAUGUCAUUCGCUCUGACCAGUCCACUUCCUAUUGUUGAUCCGCUAUGUAAGGCCAGGCCGGAGAACCUGACCGUUCAAGAGAAGUCCAAGUCUAACAGACUUGCUAUUCACUUCCUCGCAACCUGCAAAGCCUAUUACGCUGAGGGCACCAAGUUUUUAUGGACCAAUAACUCCUUUGUUUUUACUAGUCCGGAGUCCCUUAGAAACUUCGCCGAGGUCCCUCUUCACUUCCGAGAAAACAUUAAGGAGGUCAACCUGCGCGUUAUUGCAAAGUUCUAUGACGACGAGGAGCGAACACACAAGAUCAGCCGCAACUAUCAUCCCGAUCUUAGAAAGGCUGUCACUCUUACCAUACAUAGACGACCUAAGGAAAAUAGUCUUGCUCGCCGUGGCUUCCGAACUUAUGGUUGGUACCAGCUCACCGACUUCCUCAUGGCCAUGUUACCCCCGUUCGACCCAGCUUCUGUUUCCCAUGCCAAUGGUUCGGCUAUGUCGUAUUCCACUCCGACACCCAAGUUACUGCCAUCUCUCGAGAGAAUUCGCAUCGACUUUGUGAAUUUUGGCGAAGAGAUGUUUAACAAUCCACCCCCCCAACUUCACGAAGUUGCAUCGCAUCAGCUUGGAUGCACCCUGAACGAAGUAGUUCUGACUGGCCUGCCGAGCGAUGAAACCGGCCUCCGAGUUUGUAACGAAAUGGGAGGCCUCUUGAAAGACGAGGGUCUUCUUAUUGACCAUGCACCUACUAUGGUGGCUCUUAAAAACGGCGUCCGUACUCUUGAAUGUGAUACUGAUGAGUGCCAUUACUGUGCCAAGGUUGUUCGGGCGAUGCGUGCAUUUAAGAAUGGCGAACAUCAUCACGACGAUGUACAUGCUCAUUUCUUUGGAGCCGACUUUCCCCCCGCACCUAAAGAUGAAGGCGAGCCACCUUAUUCCUAUUAUCACUCCUGCAGAACCAUCUGGAAGAAGGUACCUGUCAAGCUCGGCGGCGAGGAGCGCAAGUGGGUGCUAUUUGAUAGGAUGAGCGGCCUCCCGUGGGAUGACGUAGAGGAGGACAUAGUAAUGUUUGACUUCCUAAGCGAUGAUGAUGAGACUAUGGCCUGUGAAAAUUGCGGCGAGUCCCAUCCCGGAGCCAUUCCCCCCAUAGAGAUGAUGGAUCUUUACGAUGGCUUUUGAGCAUACACUGCAAGGGCUUAUCACAAUCUUUCUACGAUGAUUACGAACGAUAUGCAUAUGAUACCAGGUUUGCUUUUCUUUCGGCAUUUGCAAGCACGGACGGAAAAGGAAGGGGGGGAGGGAGGGGCAAAUGUACUAAGACGACGUAUAGGUCGGAACCCAUUUUCCAAACGAAGAGUGCCAGAGCACUACCAUGUAAUAUAUGAGCCCAAAGAAACUUUGAGGCCCGAAGAUCCCGAUGCCUGCUUUCUAGGAAUUGACUUCCAUGUGUAAUGCCAAUUUGGCUUUUAGUUAAGAAGAGAAAGAGGCUAAACUUUAGUUAAUCGCAGCUUUCAUGGCAUGCAUUAGGUAGCCUCUCUUAUUUGAGUGUUGUGAGCUUUGAAAGAUAGAACCUGUGCUAGCAGCUGACUUUACAACUAUGGCUCCCGAUCUUCUUGGA